Naegleria fowleri is the source of this 1794-nucleotide messenger RNA. RefSeq lists its product as uncharacterized. The record is from RefSeq and is a predicted model, not a curated record. Lineage: Eukaryota; Heterolobosea; Eutetramitea; Acrasida; Naegleriidae. The transcript has 3 exons. Bases 1 to 1794 code for a protein of 597 amino acids.
AUGACCAUCAAAUCCGCCUCCACAACAACAACUCCGAGCAACCAUAAUAACAACACCAACAACAACAACAACAACUCGAAUAAACGUAACUACGGGCAGGCAAUAUUUAGGAGCUCAGGCAGUAGUCAAGAUUUGCACAAAGACUCUCAACAACGAUGCAGUGUGUCACUUCCUGCAAUUACUUCAUCCAAACGCCUUAGUACAAGCACAGCUGCAGCUUCCUCGGCGCGAAACAAGCGUACAAGCAAUGGAAAUACCACCUCAUCCUCCUCCUCCAUGAAUAAUACCACCAAUGCAAACAAUACAUGCUCUUACAGUGUUGUGUAUCGUAAUGGAAGUUCUCGUAGUAAUCAAUCCUCACGAGCAACAAGCCGAGCGAGUCGAGAUGAUUCAACUCCCUCGAGUGGAAGGAAUAGUGAGGACUUCAACUCUACAGAAAGCAUGAAUCUCGUUCUAGAUCAAGAAGCAACAGUACUUGAUGAAGACACACUCCAAUUCAUUUCUCUCAUGAAAAAGGAUUUGGCGGUUCUUCAUAAAAAACUGUAUGAAUAUAAGGCAGACGAGAGAGGUCAACGUUUGAGCUUGGAUGAUUUUUCCAAUGUAUCACAAUGUAUUUUCCAUCAUGACUCGUUCAAAACAAGAUAUUAUCUGUUGGAAAUGCUUGUUGAGAAAAUUGUCGAAUUGCAACAUCAUCUUCUUCAGAAAACUGAUCGGUUGCAAAAAUUCAUCGAAGUGGCUGAUAGAAUUAUGGAUGUUGUUGAACAAUCUAGAAAUUCCAAGGUUCAAACUUUUCAAAAAGAAACUCAAACGAGUGAUGUCACUCACAAAAAAUCAAAUUCAGAUUCGCUCCUGACAGGAUCAACGUUCGUUGAAUGGAAUGAUACCUCCAAUGAAAAGGAAUUGUUGGAAAAACAAAAGAUUGAAUUGGAAGAAGAAAAAUCGAGCUUGAGUACAAGCGUUUCCAAUCUCACAGAAAAAUUAUAUCAAACAGCCUUGGAAAAAACUGCUCUUGAGGAAAAGCUAAAAGCAUCAACCUUGAAAUACGAGUCUACAAUUUCGAAUCUCAAUUCACAAAUUGAGAAUCUUAAACAAAGUAUUGCAUACAUGUCAACUGAAAAAUCAUCACUCACAGAGAAAUUAAAUGCUCAACAAGGUGCAUUGCAUGAGACAGUGAAUGACUUGAAUCUUCAAUUAAGGCAAGGAAUGGAACGCAUUCAGCAAUUGGAGGAGCACAUUGGUAGAAAGGAGAAGGAAAUAGAGCAACUGAGAAAAGAAAACGAACUCACAAGGAAGGAGGAUGACCUACAGGAGAAGUAUUCCAAUCUUCUCAAAUAUAACACACAACUCGAAAAGGAUUACAAAGACAUGCUGGAAGAAUGUAAUCAUCUGGAGAUGGCAGAAAAAAUCGCCAUGCAAAAGGAAUUUCAGUAUGAAGAGUUGGUCAAGGAGUAUCAAAUUCUUUCCAUAGAGCUCGGUAUCAACCAAAAGCAAAAUGAAAACCUUAAAGAACAGCUCAAAGUCAUGCAAAGAGAGAAUCAACGUCUCAUUAAACAAGAGCAAGUAGAAAGUGAUUCUCAGCAGGAAAUUGUCUUGAUCAGAAAGGAUUAUGAGGAGAAACUCAAAUCCAUGAAUGAAAAAAUCAAGGAGCUACAAUUUAACCAUAUGAUGCAGUUGCAAUCUCUCAAUGAUACAUUCAUACAGGAGAGAAAAAUGAUGCAAAGGAAGGCAGACAAAUUUAAACAGAGAUGUGAUUUGUUAGAAGCCAGGCUUAAUGAGCUGGAGCAGCAAAAAUAG